AUGGAGUCUUUACCGCAUUCUAAUACACCACCUUCUUUUCGCUCCCGCCGUUCUCAUAUCUCUCUUCAACAUGUCUCACUUGCCCCGUUGACCUCCAGAUUCCCGCUUGAUGAUGAUGAUGAUGAUGGAUCCUAUUUUGACACAUUUCAUUCUCCUCAAGACGAUUCAGAACCCCCUAGACGAUAUGCAUAUAGUCCCCACCCUGCUACAACAUCUUACCUUGCCAGUGUUUCCGUUCCAACAACUCCACCCCUAUUCUCUGACUCUCGAAAUGCGUCGUACACCAAUCUUUCAAAAAGAAAGUCAAUGGCACGUCAGAAGAGCGACACAAACCUGGACAAAAUGAAUUCCGAGCAAAUCCAUCACCAUCGUAGGGCUAAAAGCUACACACAUAGGCCGAAGCUAUUCAGUGCAACUGCACGUCAGGACCCAGAGUGGCUUUUGAGGACAGGUUUGGCGUUAUCAUCGUCGACACGAGAAGAAAAAGGACAGAGCUGGCUCGUGAAAAGAGAUAGUUCAACGAGCCUUGUCUCUGAGGCGAAUCCUGAUGAUGACCUCAGACGUCGCUCGUAUAGCUCGUACCGUGGCCGCAGCCGUAGGCAACGUUCGGGUUUAUCAACACCCAUAGCUCUUUCACGGCGACCUUCCAGCUCUCAUCCUGCCAGCAGAUUCGGCAGUCGAGUAGAACUUUCGAUGACUGCAGCAGCUCUCGAAAGACAAGACCGAGAGGUCAAUGCAUCAGUAACUGAUGAUGCAGUUGAACUUGUCCCAGACUUUGUUGACGAUAACCUACGGAAUGAAAUGUGGUCCUUGGGCCAGACAAACACGGUGGGCCAGCGAGGAGUCCAUGGGAUGAAUGAGAGAAGAUACACAAUUGGGUCACAAAGAAGUUCCACUAUUGACCAUUCGUUUUCACCGUCGGGCUCAGAAUUCUCAGAUUCUGAAACAAACGAGGAGGAUGAGGUGGAUGAGGCUGAAAUGCAACGUCUGAACCGCAACUGCAGUUUGGGCCUUGGUAGAUGGAUAGACAGUCUGGUUGAAUGGACACUUUUUAGCGUCGAGGAGGAAGGCCCCAGAGUAGUUGCUGAGCCUGCACGCCAACAGCGCCGGGUUGGCGAUAUCAUAAUCCAGUAUCAAUCUUUGGAUGAAGAUCACGGGAACGAUUUGAAGCGGGAUCCAGAAGGUUUAGAACCCGCAAGUGAAACAACCUUUGAGAGGGAUGCAGAAGAACUUCUCACCAUGCCACCCAUAGAAAAGCCGGGUGAUCAGGGUGGAUGGUCUGACGUUAGCUGGCUUCUUCGCGUAGCGAAGAGUGUCAUUAUCUAA
This is a messenger RNA of Paracoccidioides brasiliensis Pb18, 1326 nucleotides long. RefSeq lists its product as uncharacterized. The transcript is spliced from 2 exons. Bases 1 to 1326 code for a protein of 441 amino acids. The record is from RefSeq and is a predicted model, not a curated record.